Coregonus sp. 'balchen' is the source of this 518-nucleotide messenger RNA. The record is from the annotation of a GenBank genome assembly. Lineage: Eukaryota; Metazoa; Chordata; Actinopteri; Salmoniformes; Salmonidae.
AUGGACUCCAUUGUGGCUGAAGUGCGCGCCCAGUAUGAGGACAUCGCCAACACGCAGCAGAGCCCGAGGCCGAGACAUGGUACAAGCAGAAGGUAUGAGGAGACUUCAGUAUAUUUCUAUGGAUUUCCUAUAAAUGAGAGGUGCAGUAAAGUAUAAUACAUAGGCUUUACACUGACUAAUGACUGUGGCCAAUCCUGUCUUCCUUCAGUUUGAGGAGAUGCAGUCCCCUCUGCAAGGACAACAUGGUGAAGAUCUGCCAAACACCAAGUCAGAGAUUGCCGAGCUGAACCGCAUGAUCAGCCGUCUCCGAAACGAGAUCGAAAACGUCAAGGGACAGGUAUGUUCAGUAGGCUGGCAAAUGACUGUCAAUUCAAAAUAGCAUCAGGUCUGGCACACCACUAAUAUUCAAUAUAAGUUAAAAUCUCAGUCUAUUUCUGAUCUUGUCCCUUUUCUUUACCUCGUAGCGUUCUAAGAACCCUGAAGGCCAGUGUAUCACAGCACUAAUCAUGUGGGACAUG